AUGGACGCGAUACCUCCCGAGUUGACUGCAGUACCCCCUUCAGAUCCAGUGUUUGACGACUGUGAGCCCGCUCCCACUUCUCCCCGUGCACGGGUAUACCUUUCUACGUCGGAUAAGCGUCAAAACGCUUGGCGUCGAUGGUCACACGAUGUCAUACCAUCGCUUAUUUGGCCCUAUCUUGAGUAUAUGAGUAGAUCUCAGUCCCUCCAGUCCGAUGCAACCUUGGAUGUGAAGUCUAUUCGUUGCAACUGCGAACGCAUGCGAAUAACUGUCGUCUGUCUAAAGUUUCACAAGCUCGAGGAGAUUACCUUGGAUACGUGCAAAUGUCUGACGGCUCCUUACCAGCUAAUGUGUGCUGGUAUGUUCCCAAACGCCCCUGUCAAGCCUUCGCUCGCGGUUGAUUUACGUGUCUUGAACCUGGUAAACCACAUGUUUUGGCGGCUCACCCCCAACACCACGGCCUGGUGUGAGGCCCUAGAAGAUUUCUUCAAUGACAUGGGUUAUAGGUUUGCGUCAAAAGAACCUCUCAGACGACGCUUUGCGGUCGCAGCCCACUGGUUUAGUAUACUCCGACUUUCUGCCGACGAUCAUCUCAAGAACUACCUGCGAACACCCUCGCUCCCAGCCAAAUCGCCUUCGGGCGAGGAUGAAGACGUCUCCGGUGGUGAGGACAGCCCCCACGCGUCCACAUACCUUCAAGAUCGUUGUGCCCUUUGUUUUCCCGCGUCGUUGACGCCCUCAGCGUUAUCCCGGUCAUCACCAGACGUAAUCGUCUGCCUCGACGCUUGCUUCACUCAGAAGCGCGCCAACAAUCCCAAGCAGGCUGGUAUCGAGGAUCCUCCUAACCCUGCCGCAUCAUUUUUCAUGCCCGACGACGAGGUCAAGGAGAUGGAGAACUGGGUUAAUGAGAAACGUCAACCCCAUAAACGCGGCCGACCCGAGGCUGACGCGAGAGAACGCAACAACGAAGAUGCCGUUGAGCAGGGCAUGAAAGUCCCCGUGUCAAGCCUGGACGCCUGCGGUGGUUCCUUCAAAGCGGCUGAUGAGAAGCGUGAAAAGGCAAGCACUAGAUUCUUCGCCGAUACUGGCCUCAUGGCUUUGGUUUGCAGACACGAUCGUGUGCUCUGGUUUUGCAACAUGACUUCAUCAGGCGAACGCCAACACUACGCCUUAGCGCUCAUUAACAAGCUCUUUCUCCACCUGUCUGACCAAAUGACCGUCGGCAUCCUAUAUGACAUCGCCUGUCAACUCGAGCGCAGCACUCGCAAGUGGAAUCUCAUCCCUGAUGAUAUUCUCGCACGCAUGGUUUUCGGGAUCUCUGUGUUCCACGCGUUUGGGCACCAAUGGCCUUGUCAGGUGGUGUAUCAUCCUAGGAAGCGUACUGGGUUUGGGUUCUCUGACGGCGAGGGUUGCGAACGUCUCUGGAGUGCGUUACGAUUCCUCAUCUCAAUCUUGAGAGUCUCUGGGUUUCAUCGCCGCCGGUUCGUGCUCGACAACCAAGUUCGCUUCCUCGACAACAAGCAUACCCAUGGCUACGGUUUGUGGCUACGCAACAAAUGGUGGGCGUGCCAGGAAAGGAAGAACAAAGCAAAGGCCGCUUGGUCGGCGUGCGGAGCGUCAGAGGAUACAUUGAGGGAGGAAUGGGCUGCUCAGUCGUCAGCCCAGACUAAGCCUCUACCCCGCCAGUCGCGUUCGAGGGUGGAAGCCGAGAUCCUAAGGGCAUUAGAGCUUGAAAAUACCAUAAAGAAGCGAGCGGCAGAAGUAUUGGACCUCGAGCAGCAAUUGCGACGCACGGGAAACGUUGACGUUGUCAACAUCGAGGGUAGUCUAACGACUCAUAUUGAAGGCUCGGUCAAGAAAGGAGAACCAUCGCUACGACGGCUGGUCGAUCGUUACAAUCAACGCUGCCUUGACAUACGCAACCUCAUAGCCAACAGGAAGGCUCCGCGCGGUGCCGUUGAACCUACACUGCUCACUCCUCAGCAGGUCUUCACCAUGGACGUGGACGAUGCGAUCUGGCAGAACAGCGGUUUAGAUGAUGAGUCGAUAAACCCUCCCGCCUGGCUUUCAGACGAAAAGGUCCGCGCUGGUAUCCGUGCCCUGUUGGAGUAUGACCGAGCAGCCGAAGAAGAGGAACGCUUGGUACUCGAGCGUAGUCGUCUACAAGAAUGGGUGGAAAGACAGUGGCAAUCCCUUCGAGUGGACGAUAGUAAUGAUGCCUCUAUCCUAUAUUUCAUCAGACUUCGAAGACACAAAAUCAGCGCUUUAUAUGCCGAGUGGGAGCCUCUGGUACGUGAGAUUCCAUGUGCACGCCCGGAUCGUUGGUGGGGACUGGGGGCAGAAGAGGCUGCAGCUGCCCUUGCUCGUAAGGCUGUUGCGAGGUUCGCAGAUGGAGGACACUUUGAACCUCCACACAAAACCGAGCAUUCCCUCGUCAACGAGAUGACUCAAGCAGGCGACGAGGAGGAACACGGUGAUGUGUAUAUCAAAGAUGAUGGCGCAGAUGAUGACGACUCGGGUGGAGACAACAACUCGGGUGCAGAGGAAGAUGAGUAUCAGGAUGACUUGCUUUUCUCUUCGGAUGCAGAGGAGUUGUUGGACUUAGAGUAUGGCUCGGAUACGAGUGUGGGGGACCAUGAUGUAUUUAACGACAAUGCCGAUAUGUAUCCCUCCUCACCUUGA
Messenger RNA from Coniophora puteana RWD-64-598 SS2, 2682 nucleotides. RefSeq lists its product as uncharacterized. The coding region runs from base 1 to 2682 and encodes 893 amino acids. The transcript has 7 exons. The record is from RefSeq and is a predicted model, not a curated record. Lineage: Eukaryota; Fungi; Basidiomycota; Agaricomycetes; Boletales; Coniophoraceae.